This is a messenger RNA of Triplophysa rosa, 3971 nucleotides long. It is a transcript of the gene tmem67, whose product is annotated as transmembrane protein 67. Bases 55 to 3012 code for a protein of 985 amino acids. Lineage: Eukaryota; Metazoa; Chordata; Actinopteri; Cypriniformes; Nemacheilidae. The transcript has 28 exons. The record is from RefSeq and is a predicted model, not a curated record. Gene Ontology annotation, cellular component: MKS complex; ciliary transition zone. Gene Ontology annotation, biological process: cilium assembly.
GAUCAGCCUUGUGGGUAGAAAACAGGAAUUGCGUCAUCGAACGUCAUCUGUACCAUGGCGACAGGGACGCUGAGAGAUUUUAUGUAUGGGUUGUUCGUGAUAUUCUUGUUAAAACUGAAUAUUUUCUCUUGCCAGCAGUUCUCUAUAGCAUUUCAGCAGCCUUCAGAUUGUCGAGGGGAAAACUAUUUUGAUAUUUCGAGCUUGUCUUGUUUGAAAUGUGGACCGAAUCAAAUCAGCAGUAACGUUAAAUCAGGACUGACCUGUGAGUGUAAGACUGGUUUCAGAGUGUUAGUCAGUAAUGGAGCGUCCAUCACCUGUCAACAGUGUCGUGAUGCUAAUCAGGGGGUCACACAGGAUGGCUAUGGGUGCAUCCAAUGUCCAGGAAGUGUGAGUGAGAAUGGCAAGUGUCAGUGUCCUAAGGGAAACGUGCUGGUGGAGAGAGAUGGAAAUGGGAAUCUGUUAAAUGAAGCCCGAUGUGAAGCAUGCAGUGCAACAGAGCCAUCUUUCUCUGAGCCAGAUACAACCGGCAGCAGGUGUGUGAGGUGCGAAGAUUCCUUCAUCAACUCGUCUCAAUCUUGUGUUUGCGGGACCUCAAACAUACUGGCAGGAGGGAUGUGCUUCUCUCCAAAUAUUCUGCCUACCUCAGUAGCCUCCAGUGUCACCUAUUCUCAGUUGGCUCUCUUUGUCCCAUCAGCCUGGUUUUCGAACUUCAUGUAUUCUUCUUCAGCUGCUUGUUUGCUGUUUUCGAACCGUACCGCGUGUCAGGCUCUAGGGAACAUGUGUGUGCUGAACAUGCACUCCUUCAGCAGCAUCACCAAUGAUGCCUGUGGCCUCUACAACACAAUCUACAGAGCAACAGCUGCUCAGGGCAGCAGUCAGGACAUCUCCUACUGGAGGUCCAACCUGCCUUGGCUGUAUUACGGAGAACAGUCUGGGUUAGCAUCACGGAUUUUACAGACUGAGCCACUUCCUGUUGGUUUCAGCUUUAAAGGUGCACAAAAGAACACCAAUAUUGAGCUGCUGGCUGCUGUGUACUCGAUGCGUGGAGACUUUCUCAGGUGGGAGAGUGUCAGUGGAGGAAACCUGCAGCUCUGUCCAGACACACCUGCCAGACAACAAUCUGCCUUCACGUUUGGGACCGCUUACAAACAGACUUGUGUGCUCUCUGUGUCUGAUCUCCUGAUUGGUUAUCCAGAACCUGUGUUCUAUGAUGUCUUCCUGGUCAUUCAGAGUGCUCAGGAGACCAGACGGCUUCUUGCAGUUCCUCUCCUAAACGUCAACCAGCAGUUCAAUGGCCAGUUUAUUAACCAGGGAUCUAACAUGAAUAACUGGUAUCUGACCCGGAGGCUGAUGCUUGUGGACACAUUGAGUGGCAGAGAGAAGUCUUUGAGUUCUACACCUAGGGUCAUACGUGUGGCCUCUAACAUAAAGAUUGGGUUUAAGCUGGUGCCGAAUACACAGAAAGGACAGGUGUACCCCCCUCUGCUGACCGUGGAUUACUCUGAUAUACUUAUCACUGACCCCAGCACACAGACUGUUACGGUGUCAUUCUCUUUGGAGUAUACAAUGGACCAGAAUGAAGCUCGGAUCAAAACUGAUAUUGCACUAGGUGUGCUGGGUGGGGUGGCUGUUGUCCACUCACUAUUAAAGACAGCAAGCUGGAAAAGAAGAAUUGCUUCUCCCCUCAUUGAUCUGCAGACCAUUUUGAAGUUCCUGUUGUUCUAUGCUGGUGAUCUGGCAAAUGUUUUCUUCAUCAUCACUGUGGGAACAGGACUCUAUUGGCUCAUUUUCUUUAAGGCUCAGCAAUUUGUGUCCAUGUUGCUGCCAUUAGCAGCUCAGGAGGAUCGUUUUGUUGUUUAUGUUGGCUGUGCCUUUGCAUUGAAGACAGUGCAAUUUCUUCAUAAGGUCUUUGUGCAGCUGUCUGUGGAUAUUUUCUUUAUAGACUGGGAAAGACCUCGCGGUAAAGCCAGUAAACAUGUGGAUGGGUCUGGUGAGGGAAAGAGUCAAGCAUCUCCCGUUAGUAUCUGGAGAACAUACUUUGUGGCCAAUGAGUGGAAUGAGAUUCAGACCUUUCGCAAGAUCAGCCCAACUUUUCAGGUCAUGGCUGUGCUCUUCUGUCUAGAGGUGGUGGGCUUUUCAAGCUUGGCCCUAAGGGAUCCCUCGUCCAAUCUCCGGCGAUCUCCUGAGGCUUACACACCGCCAUACAGCCUUAUACUCCGCUAUGGUUUGGCUUCUGCUUUGUGGCUCAGCAUUGGCUUAAUACAGAUGAUAUUCUUCACAGUGUUCCAUGAGCGUUUCAUUGAAGACAAGAUUCGCCAAUUUGUGGAUCUAUGCUCAAUCAGCAAUAUCUCAGUGCUGCUGUUGUCUCAUCGAUGUUUUGGCUACUACAUCCAUGGACGUUCUGUUCAUGGUCACGCUGACACUAACAUGGAUGAGAUGAAUAUGAAUCUGAAGCGAGAGGCGGAUAAUCUGUGUGGCCAGAGGGGACUGUUGCCCAACUCAGACACUCAGACAUUUCAGAUCUCAAUUACCAACCGCCUACGAGCACAAUAUGACCGGAUACUUGAGCCACUCACAAGGAGAAACGGGCCCUCAAGAUUGAUGGAUGCUACAGCCAGUUCAUGUGAGCAGAGCACAAAAGCAUACCAUACCAUGAACCGAUUCCUCGGCUCUGUCAUCGAUCAUGCACAUCGUGAGAUGGAUUACAUCGUGAAAGAUAAGCUGCUGUUUGAGAGACUGGUCGGUAUGGAGUUCAUAGAGCCAUUGGAUAAAAGCAUAUUUUACAAUGAUGAUUCGCACUCUUUCGCAGAUGUUCUUUUUUAUGGUAAUGAAGCUGUGCUGUUGAUCUUUGACACGUUGUUUUUCUGUGUGGUGGACAUGGGCAGUCAGAACUUCAUUCUUGCAGCAGUAUUGACAUAUCUUCAACAACUGAUCUUCAGGCUAAUCCGAAAUGGAAUAGGCCGCAGGAACCUCGCCACCAAAACUCUAGUUGACAAAAGAUUUCUUAUCUAGUUGUUUUUUAUCUACUUUGUUACCUUGAUGUUGUUUCUACUCUUAUGCCUUUACAGCUUUCGUCUUUUACAUAAGAUUUUUUUUGUAUUGUUCUUAGUGUUGUUUGUAUUUGAAUGGUUUAAUUAAACAAGAAAUUGUUAUAUAAACAGCUGUUUUCUUAAUCUUGUUGUUUCUUGUCAUACUAUGUAUAAUGUACACAUUUUAAUACAUUGCCUGAGCCGUGAGUAAAUAACUAGUAGAGUUCUGUGUUUAUUUUUCUAAAACAUGACUUGUUUAGGCCCCAGCGAGGAUCGAACUCGCGACCCCUGGUUUACAAGACCAGUGCUCUAACCACUGAGCUAUGGAGCCAUAUCUGUUGCUUUGUUUGUCCUUUUUACCAUAUGAAAGGUAGUCACACCUUGUUGCACAUUUGAAGAGGCGUGUCUAAUGUUUACCUGCUGCUUUAGGAAACAUCUGACAUUCAGUUGUUUAAGGAAUGACAGGCAGAUGAAUUAUCUGUAGUGCAUGACAGCCUACUCAUUGUGCAUUACAUCAUCUGAAAUGACACUGAAUCAGCAUCUAUCCCAACUUUCAAACUAUCAUAAAAUCCUCCAUCAGACAAAAACUACUGGGACAGGGGAAAAGUUAUUAUGUGUAAGCAGCACCAAGGAGUACCAACUCCUGAAACUGAACAUAGAAACUGAAAGAAUAGGUGUCGUGGCUCCACUUCGCUUCAAAAAUAUCCUUUUGUGUGGACAAAAUUUGUAAUUAAUUAAUAAUCAGAUUUAUCUUAUGAAAAAAGAAUGAUUUGAUUAAUACAAUUAGUGUUUAGCCUUUUGUGAUUAUGAUAUAAACUUUUAAUGAUAUAAAAUUUUUCUUCGAUUGACUUCAUCACUCACUCCUUGACUUCAUUCAUAAUUGGUUUAUGGGUCUGUACUGUAAAUUCCCCACAAAGCACAUUGUUAUUAGCCAAUAAAAAU